This is a messenger RNA of Drosophila ficusphila, 1720 nucleotides long. RefSeq names its product serine/threonine-protein phosphatase 2A 56 kDa regulatory subunit alpha isoform-like. The coding region runs from base 316 to 1287 and encodes 323 amino acids. The record is from RefSeq and is a predicted model, not a curated record. Lineage: Eukaryota; Metazoa; Arthropoda; Insecta; Diptera; Drosophilidae. Gene Ontology annotation, molecular function: protein phosphatase activator activity. Gene Ontology annotation, cellular component: nucleus; protein phosphatase type 2A complex; cytosol. Gene Ontology annotation, biological process: signal transduction; protein dephosphorylation. The transcript is spliced from 5 exons.
GUCACCCAACGAACACCUAUAUAACAACCGAAAGUAAAGUAUACAUUUAAAACCUUAUCAAUGGACUAUUCCGAAAAGACUUCCGAUAUCCCCGAACCGAAAAUCUGUAUUUCUACCAGCGAUUUUGAACACCUUGAGCAACGUCAGACGUUCUAUGAGAACUACUUGGAGUACCUCCGAGGUCCGGAGAUCGAAAGUAACAAGGAAAGAGGUUUGAUCGAGCAAAAUGUUGUUCCGAAGAUUUUGGCUCAGUAAGACACUGAACUAGAUGAAGAACGGGAAUAUCUGAAGGCGAUUUUGUGUUGCGCCUACCAAAUGUGUAGCGGACUGCGGGCGUAUAUUCAAAGUGAGAUUAACAACGUAUUCUUUCGCUGCAUUCACGAAACGGAGCAAGUCGAUGGGAUCCCAGAGCUCUUGGAGGUCUUUGCCGAAAUAAUUGGUGGAUAUGAAGUGCCUUUAAGGGCGGAACAAGAGCAGUUUCUGGUCGAUAUCCUCUUGCCGAUGCACAAACUUGACAACCUCGAGUUCUACCACACUGAACUGGUGAAAUGCAUUACCCAAUACCUCGAAAAGAACAACCUCCUGGCCGGACCGCUGAUAGUCGGCCUUUUGAGGUUCUGGCCAAAGAUGUCUACCAAAAAGGAGGUCUUGUUUAUAGAAGAAUUGGAAGGGAUUCUGGAAAUGGCCGAUUGGCUACAAUUUGAUGUAAUCCAGGAGCCUCUGUUUCGUCAGAUUGCCAAGUGCAUGUCGAGUACAAGUUCUCGGGUUGCUGAACAGGCUCUUUAUCUGUGGGUCAAUCCGGUGGUCCUAAGUCUGGUAGAGGCCAACUAUGAGACCAUCAUGCCUAUCGUGUUUCCAGCUCUCCAUGUCAUCAGCCACAAUAAGUGGGUGGAGGACAUUAUGGACCUUGCCCUUCAAGUACUAUGUAUGUUCCUGCGGAUGGACAAAAAUCUGUUCAAAGAGUUGGCCUUCAACUUCGAGGCAGAGCGAGAGAAGGGGAAACAAUUUGAGCUCGAGCGAGAAAUGCGAUGGAAGAAGGUUUACGAACUGGAAGCCAAGAACAGAGCACUGCACUCCAAAGACCAAAAACUCCAAUCUACAAGCCAAAAACUGAAAUUCGAAUUUAAAAUGUAUCCCGAAUCUAUAAUAGAGGAAUUGAAAUCAGAACUCCGCGAGCCGAAACACAAACUCCACCAAAUUUACAGGCCGUAUGCAGGUAGCAGAAAACACACUGUUCAGAUGAAAAGUACAAUAAGAAACUUUCUGUUGAAUGUUGAAAAAAAAUGAAAAAACUUGAUAAAAAUUUGCUAUACAAGUUGGAAAAAAGCUAUACAAAAUGAAAAAAAAAAAUUGUUGUAAGUGAAAGCCAGUUAUCAUUAGGAAUAAUUAUGUUAUCAAGUUAAGCACAAGGGACUGAAUUGUUUUUAUAACAUAAAGUAAAAAAAAAGGCCAGUGUGCUAAAUAGAAAAUGCUACUAAAAACUAAGAAAGCAUUUAUAAAUAUAUAUGUAUAAAGGCAUUCGGAUUAGUAAGUAGAGUUUACAAUUAACACAACCCGCAGUUCCUAUAACGCGUCUUUCUUCUCAAUGCUGGUCAAAUCAUAAAGGAGGACCCGCCCCCAAAGCUGAUGGGCGUAAAAGCGACGAUUGCUGCGAAUUCAAGAGUAAAAUCCAAAUUUAUUAUCAACAUCGUUGUAACAUUACAAAUUGGGGAACCACAGU